AUGCAAGCUUUACCUGAGCAAUGGUGGAGCAGUGCUGACUACUCGUCGUUCUGGAAUUAUUAUAGAGCUGCAGAAGAAUGGCGAACAUUACAUCCGCAACUAGUUGCUCAGUCUUUCUCUCUUGUUUUGACACAGAGGCAAAAAGCACAGUGUGAUACUCAGCCUACAGUUAGCCGAAGGGAUAUCCCAACUCCUAAUAGUUCUCGUUACGAGCGACAUAAUCAUCAAAAUGAAGUAAAAGAAGAAACAGUAGAACAUGAAGCUAUGGAGUACGAAGAAAAUGUAGAAAAUGAAGAGAUGGAUGAAGAGUACUUAGAAUUUCGUAAAAAAACUCUGGAGCAUCGACAGAAAAGGGACGCAAAAAGGAAUAUGGAAAAACAGGAACAUAAGGAUGAAUCUCACUGGAUUAAAUUGCGAGAGGAUGAUUAUGUUGAUGCUGGGAAAAUUGGUGUUGAAGGACCAAAGAAAUACACUCUAAAAGCUCCUGACGAGCGUACAAAAAAUCAAAAUCGUAGGGAACAAGCCAAGAAGUUAUAUGGAGAGAUGGCCGAAAAAAUUCUAGCGAUGGAAACUUCGCUGGAAAUGCGGUUUACCGAUGAGCACAGAAGGAAGCAACCUGCAAUGUGGCCGAACAUUCCAUUGAGAUUUUAA
This is a messenger RNA of Auanema sp. JU1783, 651 nucleotides long. The record is from the annotation of a GenBank genome assembly. NCBI's taxonomy places the organism in Eukaryota, Metazoa, Nematoda, Chromadorea, Rhabditida, Rhabditidae.